This is a messenger RNA of Cavia porcellus (domestic guinea pig), 561 nucleotides long. It is a transcript of the gene Pthlh, whose product is annotated as parathyroid hormone like hormone. The transcript has 3 exons. Gene Ontology annotation, molecular function: hormone activity. The record is from RefSeq and is a predicted model, not a curated record. The coding region runs from base 1 to 561 and encodes 186 amino acids. NCBI's taxonomy places the organism in Eukaryota, Metazoa, Chordata, Mammalia, Rodentia, Caviidae. Gene Ontology annotation, biological process: bone mineralization. Gene Ontology annotation, cellular component: extracellular region.
AUGCGGGUGGCAGCCAAAAGGGCAGUAUCCGAGCACCAGCUGCUCCACGACAAGGGCAAGUCCAUCCAGGACCUGCGCCGCCGCUACUUCCUGCACCACCUCAUCGCUGAGAUCCACACGGCCGAGAUCCGAGCGACCUCGGAGGUGUCGCCCAACUCCAAGCCUGCCCCCAACACCAAAAACCACCCAGUGCGCUUUGGCUCCGACGACGAGGGCAGGUACCUGACUCAGGAGACCAACAAGGUGGAGACCUACAAGGAGCAGCCUCUCAAGACACCUGGGAAGAAGAAGAAAGGCAAGCCAGGCAAGCGCAAGGAGCAGGAGAAGAAGAAGCGGCGCACGCGGUCCGCCUGGCCCACCCUGGAGACCCUGCACAGUGGACACAGCGUGGAGCACCCGGCGCCGGUCCCUGCCACGCUGGAGCCCGCGUCACGAGGCAGGUUAUUCUUCAUCAUCAUCAUCAUCAUUAUCAUCACCAUCAUCAUCGUCACCAUCACGGUCACCACCAUCAUCAUCAUCACCAUCGUCACCAUCAUCAGUGCUAUCCUCUCUACUCUCUGA